AUGUCAAAUACAAGUGGAGAUAAUAUUUCAGAUGGCAUCAAAGUUUCUGACAAGGUUUUGAAUCUUCAAAAAGAUGCAAGGUCUCUUUUCACCGUAGCCAAUCCUGAUGCCGUCAAUUUGGGGCAAGGUUUUCCAGAUGAUCCACCAUCAGAUCAAAUAAAAGAAAUCGUAGCAAGAGCAAUCGCUGUGCCUGAGUGUAAUCAAUACGCUCCUCCUAAAGGUCGAUUGCACACUCGUCAGGCAUUGGCAAAUGCUUUUAGUCCUUUGUUUAAUAGGACCUUGGACCCUGAAACGGAAAUUAUUGUAACCGCUGGUGCUAAUGAAGGUCUUACCGACCUUUUCGCUGCGUUCAUAGACCAUGGAGAUCAAGCUAUUUUGAUUGAGCCUUUCUAUGAUCAAUACGUUAACAUGUCAUCGCGUGAAUGGAAAAUAGAUAUCAAUGAACUUCGUUCUAAAAUUACACCAAAAACCAAACUUAUUGUUUUUAAUAAUCCACAUAAUCCAACUGGAAAAGUUUUCUCUAGGGAAGAAAUGAUGGAGAUUGGAGCAGUAGCACAGGAAUUUAAUUUACUUAUCAUUAGUGAUGAAGUGUAUGAACGUUAUUAUUAUGCACCAGAUGUUUUCGAACGCAUUGCUACUCUUCCUGGAAUGUGGGAGCGUACAAUCACUGUUGGUGAUUGUGGUAAGACUUUUGGAACAACCGGUUGGUGUGUUGGAUGGUUAAUCGGACAUAAAGAUUUGAUUAAAGCUUCACUAUCCGCACAUACUAGAAUUGUGUUUUGCGUGAAUUCUCCUCUUCAGGAAGCAAUAGCCAUUCUAUUUGAAGAAAUUAAUCAGAAAGAAUAUUUCGAUCGCCAAAUUUCUGCUUAUACAUCAAAACGUGAAAAUUUAAUGUCUACAUUAUCAUCCAUUGGAAUACCAUAUACAAUUCCCCAAGGAAGUUAUUUCGUACUAGCCAACACUUCAAAGAUUCAAAUACCUCAAGAUUAUGAGUUUCCCAAAGAUUUUAUUAACGCUCCAAAAGAUUUUAGAGUUUGUUAUUGGCUGGCUAAAGAAAUUGGCAUUAUAGCAACACCACCAAGUGAAUUUUAUUCGCCAGAACAUAAACAUAUUGUGGAAGAUUUUAUAAGGUUUGCAUUUUGUAAAUCUAAUGAAACUUUGGACCUUGCCGCUGAAGUUUUCAACAAGUUGAAGCCAUAUGUUAAGAAGUGUUAA
Molecule: messenger RNA, 1215 nt
Organism: Racocetra persica
Lineage: Eukaryota; Fungi; Glomeromycota; Glomeromycetes; Diversisporales; Gigasporaceae
Source: the annotation of a GenBank genome assembly